Messenger RNA from Phytophthora sojae, 2136 nucleotides. RefSeq lists its product as hypothetical. Bases 1 to 2136 code for a protein of 711 amino acids. The transcript has a single exon. NCBI's taxonomy places the organism in Eukaryota, Oomycota, Peronosporomycetes, Peronosporales, Peronosporaceae. The record is from RefSeq and is a predicted model, not a curated record.
AUGCCGCCGUCAAGCGAGAAGUACAAGCCGAAGAAGUCGAUCAUGAAGAUAGCCGUGAAGCCGCAAAAGAGCACAGCUACUCUGGCACGCUCUGUGCAUUCGACGGGCGCUUCUCACGACAAAGAGCAACACACCGGCACAGCUGUCAAACCAGCCAAACCUCGGCAAAAAAUCUCCAAACGACACCUUUUGAUUGUGAUACACCGCCUUGUGGUGAUAGCGUCUGCGUUCCAGUACAUCUUCAUCUCCGUGGCCGCGACGUGGCGAACAGUACAGGAACUUCGUGCCAUGCCCAAUCCGACCGAGGCUUUCGAAGUCUACUCGGCAUCACUGAUAGCAACAUACAUGGGGAACGGGCUCAUCCACGACAGUCCACUGGUCCAAAACGAUUUAGAUGGGGACACCUCUCCACGAGACUAUGUAGUCUUUCUCGAGUCCGAGACCAAAACGUCCACGGAAGGUUGCUCCGAAGUACCGCUAUUUAACUCGGACAUUUACAACUACGGCUUCCUCAGCCUCGGAUACGAUAAAAUGGUGAAUGAUACGGCGUACACCAACACUAUCGUGAGCGAGUUAGAGCUGGUGACGAUUGUAAUCGACUGCAGUUUUACACAACUGCAGCGGGGGGAUAUUUCAGCUGUUCGUGCGUUCAACCUGCUACGGUCAAUGAAGGAUCAUAACGAGAUGUACGUGGCCACUGUGUCUCUAUCUGUACAAGACUACAGGAUCCGCGCUCGCAAGAAGUCUGGUCCAGCUCUUGUAGGCAUGCUGACGCUGGUGGACGAUAUGCGGUCAGAGACGGUCGAGCGCUUCUACAUUGUGGCAACGGCCUACCUAUCUCAACGAAACCUAGAACUGCUGGUAUACGAGUUUGUUGGGAUUACAGAAGAUAGUUACAUGGAGCUUCGAAGCAUUCCACGCGACCCAUUGACGGAAUCUGUGGAUCAUUUAAUCACCGCGAGGGAACGGGGCUUCUACGAUGGCGACGACCAGUCGAAUAUCCGCUACAUGUACUUCUUACUGGAGUCCGACGCCGUGAAAGCAUUGACGCUUUGGGAAUGGCUGGGUGAACCGGUGAUCGCCGAUUCUUGGGCCUGGGUACACGGUAUCCACUUGGUCUUUGCCAUGCAAACCAUGUUUUCACUCGUGGUGCUUUUCCUUGUCAUGUACCAAAACUUCCUCGCUGGUAAAAUUUGGAUCGGCGAUCCUUUCGCGUCUUUUUCAACCACAACGGUCAUCUUACGCGGGGCCAUAGUGGUGGUGACAUGGUACGUCAACUCGUUCUGGACGCUGUUCGAGUUCGCCAUGAGCAACGCAGCGAUCCUAUCAGGCACCGAAAUCAUCCGCGUUCAUGAAGAACUGGUGCAUGCCGACGUUCUGGUGGUGUACCUCAGUGUGGUCGCGAUAAUCAGCUCCGUGAUCCGAGAGCGAAUCCCGCCGUCCAUUGCCAUUUUCCUCUUUGAAAUCAUCCACAAGCAUCGGUUGGUCUUUAUUCGGAUCUGUCCUCCUGUACUUCAAGAGAUCGUCAACUACUCCAACAACGUCUUCAGUCUGGCAGGCUCAGUGGUGUCAAGGGCAAGCGCAGUGCACUUUGCAACGGCGUUCCCGAUACCGGAAAAGGAUGACACUUUCCUGGCUGCGUCAUUCUUUCCCAAGAUCUCCAUGCUGGGGAUGAUUGUCGUGUACGCUCUAAUGCGGAAAGCCUACUGGUACCUUUACCCUGAAGACAAACGCCAGAAGUCAAGCAAAAGCGUUGCAGAGCAAAGCUCCAAUGCAGAUGACGCCGUUGUGCUAAAGGGGGACCUGACCAAUUUCGAGGUGUCAACAGGAGCCAAGCUACAAGCGCGUUUCGGUGUCAUCUCGGACUAUAGGAAUUACGUCUACUUCAAAGGGAUGAAGUUUGCAUCGGCCGACGGUGUCUACUGCUCCGGGUACGUGAUCGUGAACGGCAAGUAUUUAAUGCGGUCCGAAGAUCUACCGGCAGUGGCGAUGAUGAAGUUGGUGAAUACCCGCUUCUCGAACGUCCACGUCUACGAGGUGGAUGGCAACAACGUAAAGGACACGGCGCGACUAGUUUAUCCAGACACGCUCUGUUGGGACGAUCUGUGGAGACUGAACGUUACGGUCCUGUUGUAA